CUUCCUCCUCCUGGUUUCGAUGCGGGAAUCUUUGCAAGCUAGCUAGCUGUCCAGCUGCUAACGCGCCCCAUCAGUUAUUUUGGACGUUGUGCGUUGGUUAGCUACCUGCUAGCAGCUUUUUCAGUAACUAUGGCAAAUGCAGCAAAUACAAACCUGAACGCAGUCCGGGAAACGAUGGAUGUACUGCUCGAAAUCUCCAGGUUGCUGAACACCGGUUUGGACAUGGAGUCUCUGUCGAUCUGUGUGCGACUAUGUGAGCAAGGCAUUAACCCAGAGGCUCUGUCCGCAGUCAUCAAAGAGCUGCGUAAGGCUUCGGAGACCCUCAAGGUUUCUGAGAACUGCACAAACUGAGGAUGAAAAUAAAGAUCUCAUCACCCAA
This is a messenger RNA of Poeciliopsis prolifica (blackstripe livebearer), 379 nucleotides long. RefSeq names its product mitotic spindle organizing protein 1 (gene mzt1). Gene Ontology annotation, cellular component: gamma-tubulin ring complex; interphase microtubule organizing center; spindle. The record is from RefSeq and is a predicted model, not a curated record. Gene Ontology annotation, biological process: gamma-tubulin complex localization; mitotic spindle assembly; microtubule nucleation by interphase microtubule organizing center. The transcript has 4 exons. NCBI's taxonomy places the organism in Eukaryota, Metazoa, Chordata, Actinopteri, Cyprinodontiformes, Poeciliidae. The coding region runs from base 130 to 351 and encodes 73 amino acids.